CUCCGUCUCCUUCGUGAUUCCGAUGUUCUCUCUGGAUUUUUUGAGCUCUUUCCUGAUUUUUAUGUUCGCCUUGACUCUCUGUCUGGAGCUUUUGAACUCUUGUCUGUUUCCGUGAUUUUCGUCAUUGAGUCGACGAACUCGAGAUAUCGUUGUAGUUUCUCUAAUAUGCCGCUUGCUGUCUGGAACUGUAUCGUCAUUCCUUGAGGCAUUAGAGGUACGAUCGUCACGCUUGUUUCUUAUCGCUCGAGCUCAAGUCCUGUUCUGAUCCGGAUUCUGCGCUUUCUGGUAUUCUCUGUUGAUGCUUGGGAAAGGACACGUGACCCGUCGUUUCAGUGGCUGUCAUUUCAUUUUCUUGUCUUCUGUGGGUUCGGAGAUCGGAAGUGCGGCCUUCUCACUCGUUUGGAGGCUCACGUUUCUUUAAACGUGGGGGCAUUUGGUUUUCUGCUUGGACUGUGAGUCAGGAAUUGUCUCCCCUAGCAAAUUGAGGCUUAAGCUUCUGCACGUUCAGAAGAAAAGAAGAGAAGAGGAAAAUGCUGGAACUGCAUGUUCACCACUCCCUAAUGAGAAUGACGAGUUGGAGGAUCAAGGGGCCAGCAGUGACUGCAAGGAUUUGGGUGUUGUACACGCUGAAAAUUCCACUUUAGUGGGUGAUGAUACAUGUGGAGAUUCAAUUCCUGUAAUGGAUAGCACUGCACCCUCACAAGAUCAAGAAAACGUUACAAACUUGAAUAGUUCAAGGCCAAAUAGAUCACUGGAAGAUCAAAAUGCUGAUUAUGAUAGUGGUCUUGAAAGUGGAGGUCUCUCAAGUUUCGAGUUCCAGCGAACUGAGAGGUCUGGUCAGCAUCGGUUUAUGUUGUCACCGUUUUCCAAGCCAGCACCUUCAAAGUGGGAUGAUACGGGGAAGUGGAUUCCAACAGCAUUGCCCAGUGAUAAUCAGGUGAAGAGCAUAUCUAAGGCAGGAACUGCUCAUCCACAGGGAUUUCAAAAUUUGGUUCCAAAGAAAUCUUGGUUUUAUGGAAGUCGCCAGCCUAGCAUUCCCAGUGGCCCUUCUGCAAAGAUUGUGACAGAAGUUCCAAAUGAGCGGGUGGAUACCAAACAGAUUGAUCUCAGUCAAGUGAAGAGGGAGCCCCUCAUGCAGAAAUUUGCUUUUACUCCACCUGUGUCAGGACCUUCACUAGAACCAGCUAAUUUGGGGGUUGAAUCUUGUUCCUCUGUCAAUAAAUUUCGAGAUUCAUAUCCUACAGCUUUGGUCCUAACAGAGGUUCCUGUUCCAGACUCAACAAUAAGUUUCAGCAGGCAUGAUUCAUCUGUUUCUGUUCGUAAUGCAACUACUUCUAUUCCACCUUCAUUGACAGUAAAGUCUGUAUCAAUGAGAGAUAUGGGCACAGAAAUGACUCCAAUUGCUAGUCAAGAACCUUCAAGGACUGCAACACCUGUUAGGGCUACAACACCAACAAGAAGUCCUUCUUCAUCUCGGCCAUCAACUCCUGGCCGAAUUGCACCUGCAUCUUCUCCUGCAAAUUCAUCUGUUAGUGUUUUAGAUCAUCAGGUGGACCUCCCAGAAAGUGGACUAUCUGAGAAAGAAUUGCAGACAAAAACUAGAAGAGAGAUAGCAGCUCUUAGUGCACAGCUUGGUAAGACGAACAUUGCUGCAUGGGCUAGCAAAGAAGAGGAGGAGAAAGAUGCUUCGACCUCCCUUAAGAUAACUGAUGUAGAACAGACACCUAAAAGUGUUAUUGAGACCCGUGCAUCAGCUUGGGAGGAAGCAGAGAAGGCAAAGUUCAUGGCCAGGUACAAACGUGAAGAGGUCAAGAUACAAGCAUGGGAGAACCGUGAGAAGGCAAAGGCAGAGGCAGAAAUGAGGAGAAUAGAGUUAGAAGUUGAGAGGAUGAAGUGCCUUGCUCAUGAAAAGCUGAUGAACAAGCUCGCUGCAGCAAGGCACAAAGCUGAAGAAAAGUUUAUGGUAGCAGAAGCCAAAAGAAACCAACAGGCUGCUAAGACAGCUGAGCGAGUAGAUUACAUCCGGAGGACUGGGCGGAUUCCGUCCUCUUUUUCCUUCUGUGGCUGGUGCCAUUGAGGCUCACUCAUGUAUUUAUGACAACACUUCAACAAAAAUGUAAUUCUAGCAAAAUAAGUAUUAUCUCUUUGCUGAUC
Messenger RNA from Nymphaea colorata (pocket water lily), 2154 nucleotides. RefSeq lists its product as uncharacterized. The transcript has 6 exons. The coding region runs from base 680 to 2077 and encodes 465 amino acids. Lineage: Eukaryota; Viridiplantae; Streptophyta; Magnoliopsida; Nymphaeales; Nymphaeaceae. The record is from RefSeq and is a predicted model, not a curated record.